This is a messenger RNA of Colletes gigas, 2127 nucleotides long. RefSeq names its product TWiK family of potassium channels protein 7. NCBI's taxonomy places the organism in Eukaryota, Metazoa, Arthropoda, Insecta, Hymenoptera, Colletidae. Gene Ontology annotation, cellular component: membrane. The record is from RefSeq and is a predicted model, not a curated record. The transcript is spliced from 7 exons. Gene Ontology annotation, molecular function: potassium ion leak channel activity. Bases 459 to 1811 code for a protein of 450 amino acids. Gene Ontology annotation, biological process: stabilization of membrane potential; potassium ion transmembrane transport.
AGACUCUUCUCAAAUUAAUUUUCAAUCGAGCACACUUACAAAUAUCGUCGAACUCGGUAAAAAAGAUUAAAAACGCUAGAAUAUUUUCCACAAUUUUAAUGUUAAAAACAUGUUCCAUUUUAAAAAUAUCUAUAUAGAUUGCAAGCCCUGGAAACCUUAAUUCGACCCCGAAAUCUAUUCCGAAGCUUUCUGUAUAAGUCGAGGGCUUGUUGCACUUCACAAAGUGUCCGAUUUCGCGCAGGAGCGACGAAGCGAUAUUUAUUUUGUCGGUUGGGGUCUGUCAGAACCGUUCAAGCACUCAAGGAGCAAUACCGAUCAUGUUCCAAAUGCGUCGUGGAAAAUCGAAUUCCGUUUCAUACGGAAAUAACCGUGGCGAUUGUGGAAGAUUCGAGCGAACAUGAUCAGUUCUGGUUGGGCGGCGCGGGUGGUACGUGGUCCAUGAGAAGCACGCGUUUAAAAUGACGACCAAGAAGGCAAGUUUUAACGUGGAACUUGCUGAGGAAAGCGAUGUCGUUAACGAGGUCGUGGAAAAGAGGCGAUUCUUCCGCGAGGAGAACGUCCAGAGGGUCAAAGCGGUCGCCGGGCACGUGGGGCUUUUAAUUACCCUGAUGUUGUACACAGCAAUUGGCGGUUUGACUAUUUUCCCCGUUCACGGGAUUUGGACGUUUACGUUCGCAAAAGUUCGAAAACCCACCGACCGACUUUAUUGUUACUGUUGCCCCCGCUGUCAGGUUUUUCGGCACAUCGAGCUUCCGGCGGAACUGGCGCGGUUGGAAAAUCUGCGCGCGAAUUUACGCACCUCGAGGCGUUCGUUCGUCGACUCUGUGUCCAAUAACACCGACGUGUCGAAUUUGGAAACUCUGGUCAGCGUGAAAUUACGUGCUUACGAGGAGGCUGUCCAAGAAGCAGCGCAAGGUGGCCUGUUGAUCAGUUUCGUAGCGGAUACGAUCGAUCAAGAAGAUCGUGGCACAGUGGGCAUGCCACCGAUCGUCACUGAAAGGUGGAGCGUUCUUCAAGCAGUCUUUUUCGCGAGCACUGUGCUUACCACGAUCGGAUACGGGAAUGUUGUCCCGUCGACUAGCUGGGGCCGGAUCUUUUGUAUAUUUUUCGCUUUCGUCGGUAUUCCUCUCACGUUGACGGUGAUAGCCGACUGGGGGAAGCUGUUCGCCGCAGCGGUGAUGAAAGUCGGAUUGGCCGUGAAAUCGAAGCUUCCGUUUCGCUUUACCUUUUCCUGUCUUCCGACAAAUUUAGCUGGAAGGCGAUCGCUCGGGGCACUGGCCGCGAUCAUGCUUCUCUUUUUGUACCUUGCCUGCGGCGCGGGCAUGUUUAUGUUGUGGGAAGAUGACUGGGACUUCUUCGAUGGGUUUUAUUUUUGUUUCGUGACCAUGACUACCAUAGGAUUCGGCGAUCUGGUCCCGAAGAAGCCGAAGUACACGUUACUGUGCACCCUGUACAUUCUUGUCGGCCUGGCGUUGACCAGCACCAUCAUCGAACUUGUUAGGCUGCAAUACACGCAAUCGUGGAGACGAUUGCAAAGACUCAGUGGACCAUUGGCCGAAGCCAUGCGGAGGCUUGGCGAACACGCCGGCGGUGACAUGUCCGCGUUCCAUUCCGAUCUCAGGAAAGUGUUGACGGUGAUCUCGAUGCCACGUUUGAAAUGGUCGGCUUCGUUUAAUCGGGCGGAUUCGAAGGAUCGUGAUUGGGAGGAAGCGGUUGAGGUCGUAUUACGCGAUAUCGCGGCAACGGCACAGAACGCACAGGCUAAUGACAAACCGAUAGUGCAAAUUGUUAUUUACGAAUCCAGUGUCUAAUCGAUCAACAUUUCUGAUCGUUGUUAAAUUUCAUUAAAAAACAUUCGGUUAUUUUGCUUAUUUCUUGUCUGUUUGCGCGACUUCCUACGUAAUUUAUUAACAUUUCUCAUCCGCAAGGCCGCGGGUUCCCUUAAAAAAUCUAAAUAUUUAUAUGCGACAAUAUGUACGCGUCAUUUGUGUUCGAACGUUGUGGUAACGGAAAGAUUUUUCUACGUAUUUUAUCGUGCACCGAUGGGUGAGUUUAAACUCGUUCGAAUUUACCCACGCGAACUGCACGCAGACGCAUAAAACCGCGAAUGCGCGCAACCGACACAAC